Acaulospora colombiana is the source of this 792-nucleotide messenger RNA. The record is from the annotation of a GenBank genome assembly. NCBI's taxonomy places the organism in Eukaryota, Fungi, Glomeromycota, Glomeromycetes, Diversisporales, Acaulosporaceae.
AUGUCCUCAACCUCUCAGCCAUCUAAACCAACGAUAAUAAAGUUGGUCAUUCCUAAAACGACGGCGCGUGCGUCACCUCCACCAGCGUCCAAAAGUACCCAAACUUCACAGGAAGCUGUCACCAUAACGCCAGAACCUCAGUCGGAAGCAAUCAUGAAUAUAUCGGAAUCACAGCAGGACGUGACCAACACGGUUAAACCCGCCUCUGAGAAACUUCGGGCGAAACAGGAAUGGGUUAAACGAAUGCGAUUGAAGUUUAGCGUCCGACCCGAGUUCGAAAUCACAAAAAACAUUUUACAUCCCGAUGGAACAUUGAAUCAAGACUAUUUUCGACCUCCAAAAUCGCUAACGACUCAACUGCAACGUAAGUGGACGGAGAAAGAGCGCGGAUUGCUGAUAAAAGGAAUUCAGAAAUACGGUAUCGGUCACUACAAAGAGAUUUCCGACGAAUUUUUACUGGAAUGGGUUCGUCCGCAUGAUUUCAAAGUUAACUCCGCACAAGAUCUUCGUGUAAAGACCAUGCGUCUCAUAGGCAGGCAGAAUUUGCAACUCUAUAAGGAUUGGAAAGGGGAUGGUGAUGCGAUAAAAAAGGAAUACGAGAAAAACAAAAUGAUUGGGUUAAAAACAGGAACGUGGAAGGCUGGUACUUUGGUUUAUGACGAAAAGGGAGUCGUGCUGAAAAUGAUUCAGGAGAUGGGUGAAGAAGGCAAAAAAAGGAAAAGAAGAAAUGAUGAGGGUUUGGAGGACGAGGGGUUGUCUGCAAUUGAAGAAGAAGAUUUGAUGAUCGAAUAG